Molecule: messenger RNA, 2414 nt
Organism: Cannabis sativa
Lineage: Eukaryota; Viridiplantae; Streptophyta; Magnoliopsida; Rosales; Cannabaceae
Product: phenylalanine ammonia-lyase
Exons: 2
Coding region: 136-2265 (709 amino acids)
Biological process (GO): L-phenylalanine catabolic process
Cellular component (GO): cytoplasm
Molecular function (GO): ammonia-lyase activity
Source: RefSeq, a predicted model, not a curated record
UCUCCAUACAAUUCAAACCAAAUCCCAUACUUUCAAAAUCUAUUUCUUCUUUAUCUCUCCUAACACUCUCUAGCAAUACACUUCAGUAAUACUAUUUGAUAAAUAUAUAAAGAUUCUUACUUUUCUGUACUACAAAUGGAGAGUUUCUGCAAGAGUAAGCCAGCACCCAUCGUCUCUAAUGACCCACUCAACUGGGGUGCUGCAGCAGAGUCCAUGACUGGCAGUCACUUGGACGAAGUCAAGAGAAUGGUGGCGGAGUACCGGAAACCAAUCGUCCGUCUUGGUGGUGAGACUCUCACUAUUGCGCAAGUGGCUGCCAUUGCUGCCGGCGGUGACGUCGACGGCGUUAAGGUAGAACUUUCUGAGUCGUCGAGGGCUGGAGUUAAGGCUAGUAGUGAUUGGGUUAUGGAGAGUAUGAACAAAGGCACAGACAGCUAUGGUGUAACCACUGGCUUCGGUGCCACCUCACACAGGAGAACCAAACAAGGCGGUGCCCUUCAGAAGGAGCUAAUCAGAUUCUUGAAUGCUGGAAUAUUUGGAAACGGAACAGAGUCAUGCCAUACUCUUUCUCGCUCAUCUGCAAGAGCAGGUUUGCUUGUUAGGAUUAACACUCUUCUUCAAGGGUACUCUGGCAUUAGAUUUGAGAUCUUAGAAGCCAUGGCCAAGCUUCUCAACAACAAUGUUACGCCAUGCUUGCCAUUGCGUGGAACAAUCACAGCAUCUGGUGACCUUGUGCCUCUGUCGUACAUUGCCGGUUUGCUCACUGGCAGACCUAAUUCCAAGGCAGUCGGACCCAACGGUGAGCUCCUUACCGCAGAGGAAGCUUUCAAAGUAGCUGGAAUCGAUUCUGACUUCUUUGAGUUACAGCCAAAAGAAGGGCUUGCUCUUGUUAACGGUACUGCUGUUGGUUCAGCUGUGGCCUCUACUGUUCUUUUUGAGACCAACAUUCUUGUUGUAUUGGCCGAAGUCUUGUCGGCAAUAUUUGCAGAAGUAAUGAAUGGUAAGCCUGAGUUCACUGAUCACUUGACUCACAAGUUGAAGCACCACCCAGGUCAAAUUGAAGCUGCAGCCAUUAUGGAACAUAUUUUGGAUGGCAGCUCUUAUAUUAAAGAUGCUCAGAAACUUCACGAGAUGGAUCCUCUUCAAAAGCCAAAACAGGAUCGCUACGCACUUAGAACUUCACCCCAAUGGCUUGGACCAAUGAUAGAAGUGAUUAGAUUCUCAACCAAGUCAAUUGAAAGAGAAAUUAACUCAGUGAACGACAACCCUUUGAUUGACGUUUCGAGGAACAAGGCUAUUCAUGGUGGCAACUUCCAAGGGACACCAAUUGGAGUUUCCAUGGACAAUACCCGCUUGGCUGUUGCUGCAAUUGGUAAGCUCAUGUUUGCCCAAUUUUCUGAGCUUGUGAAUGACUUUUACAACAAUGGUCUCCCUUCAAAUCUAUCUGGUGGCCGCAAUCCAAGUUUGGAUUAUGGUUUUAAAGGAGCUGAAAUUGCCAUGGCCUCCUAUUGUUCUGAGCUCCAAUAUCUUGCUAAUCCAGUGACUAGCCAUGUUCAGAGUGCAGAACAACAUAAUCAAGAUGUGAACUCUCUAGGAUUGAUAUCUUCAAGAAAAACUGCAGAGGCUAUUGAUAUUCUCAAGCUCAUGUCUACAACAUUUUUGGUAGCUCUUUGCCAGGCCAUCGACUUGAGACAUUUAGAAGAAAAUUUAAGGCACACAGUUAAGAAAACUGUGAGUCAAGUUGCUAAAAGAGUGUUGACAACUAGCGCAAGUGGCGAGCUCCACCCAUCAAGAUUUUGCGAGAAGGAGCUGCUAAAAGUUGUAGAUAGGGAAUAUAUCUUCACAUACAUUGAUGAUCCUUGCAGUGCUACUUAUCCAUUGAUGCAAAAACUAAGACAAGUACUAGUAGAACAAGCUUUGGGUAAUGGUGAAAGUGAGAAAAAUCCAAACACUUCAAUCUUCCAAAAGAUUGGAGAUUUUGAGGAUGAAUUAAAAAUCUUUUUGCCUAAAGAGAUUGAGAGUGCGAGGAUUGUUAUCGAAAGUGGGAAUGCACAUAUAUCAAACAAGAUUAAAGAGUGCAGGUCUUAUCCGUUGUACAAGUUUGUGAGAGAUGAUUUGGAGACUGGGUUGCUUACUGGAGAGCAUGUUAGAUCACCUGGAGAAGAGUUUGACAAGGUAUUCACUGCAAUGUGUCAAGGAAAAAUCAUCGAUCCAAUGCUUGAAUGUCUCAGUAACUGGAAUGGUGCCCCUCUUCCAAUCUGUUAGUUGUCUUAAUAAUUUUUUUUUCUCUUUUUGCAUUUUAGUGUCACUUAUCCUUUAAGUCUUUGUUGUAAAAUUAUUCUUUGUAAGAUGUGAUGCAACUUUGUAUUCUUACUUUUAUGGUAUUUAAAUAAAACACUAUUUUUGAAUACCAA